AUGGCAGAGGAACGGACUGAGCUGGAGGAGAGGAUCAUCAUCAAGGACCAGCACACCAAGGAGAUCGACCUGGUGAACAGAGACCCAAAGCAUAUAAACGAGGACGUCGUCAAGGUGGAUUUUGAGGAUGUGAUAGCUGAGCCUGUGGGAACGUACAGCUUUGACGGCGUCUGGAAAACCAGCUACACCACCUUCACCGUCAGCAAGUACUGGUGCUACCGGCUGCUCUCUGCCAUCCUGGGCAUCCCCCUGGCAGUCGUCUGGGGCUUCCUCUUUGCCCUCAUCUCCUUCUGCCACAUCUGGGCAGUGGUGCCCUGCAUCAAGAGCUACCUGAUAGAGAUCCAGUGCGUCAGCCGCAUCUACUCCCUCUGCAUCCACACCUUCUGCGACCCGCUCUUUGAGGCACUCUCCAAGAUCUGCGGCAACAUCAGAGUUGCUCUCCGGAAGGAGAUCUAGGUCCCCACAGCCACCCCAACCAGCCCUCGCACAACCACCCCUCUGCGCAGGUUUCCCUGGCUCCUGCAGUGUGCCCUGCCCUCGGGCACACGGACACCCGUGCCCAGGGACCUGCGCAGUGCAGCGGGGCCCCGCGGCAGAGCUGGCUGUCGGGGAUGCUCCCUGCAGACGGAGGCAUGCCAGGCGGCCCCUUGCUCCAUGCCAAAGCCAGCAGCUUUAGGAGAAGAGAAGCCCGUUGAGGCUUGGCGAGCCCUCUGCCCUCCAGGACCCCCGUCAUCGUGCCCCGCUCCUGUGGGAGGGACCGCAGCGUCUCCUGGACCACAGCCCUGGGCCACAACCUGCAGCUGCAGAGCGAGAAGCGAGGGUGCAGAGAUGCUGCUGGACAACAGACCAAACCCUGCCUGCUUCUCCAUCCCUUCAGUCUAGCAUGACACUAAGAGAAAUACUU
This is a messenger RNA of Gymnogyps californianus (California condor), 904 nucleotides long. It is a transcript of the gene CAV3, whose product is annotated as caveolin 3. Gene Ontology annotation, cellular component: caveola. Gene Ontology annotation, molecular function: molecular adaptor activity; connexin binding; transmembrane transporter binding. NCBI's taxonomy places the organism in Eukaryota, Metazoa, Chordata, Aves, Accipitriformes, Cathartidae. The record is from RefSeq and is a predicted model, not a curated record. Gene Ontology annotation, biological process: caveola assembly; regulation of membrane depolarization during cardiac muscle cell action potential. Bases 1 to 456 code for a protein of 151 amino acids. The transcript is spliced from 2 exons.